Messenger RNA from Abrus precatorius (Indian licorice), 2157 nucleotides. RefSeq lists its product as uncharacterized. Gene Ontology annotation, biological process: cytokinin-activated signaling pathway; phosphorelay signal transduction system. Bases 1 to 2157 code for a protein of 718 amino acids. Lineage: Eukaryota; Viridiplantae; Streptophyta; Magnoliopsida; Fabales; Fabaceae. The record is from RefSeq and is a predicted model, not a curated record. Gene Ontology annotation, molecular function: DNA binding. The transcript has 9 exons.
AUGGCUUGUGAGAGAGUCGAUGUCAGUAUUUUGGUUGUGGAUGACGAUGAUGUUUCUCUGGCCAUUGUUGCUAAUAUACUCAACUCAUUGGAAUACAAAGUUCUCAUUGCCAACGGUACCCAUAAUGCUUUGGAGACUCUUCGAGAGUUUGAAGGCUUUGUCGAUCUUGUCAUUACAGAACUUCAUAUAUCAGGAAUGAAUGGAUUUGAAUUUCAAAAGCUAGUUAUAAAUGAAUUCCAGAUACCAGUAAUAAUGAUGUCUGCAGAUAGCAGAAAGAGUGUGAUGUCGAAGAGUUUAGAAAAUGGUGCAGCACACUUUAUUUUGAAACCUUUUUGCAGAGAUGACUUCAAAGACAUUUGGCAGUUUGCUAUGGCUGCAAGGAAAGGGACAGUAACUACUGAAAACAUUGAAGGAGAGUCAACAGGUGAUAAGGUUAUUGUUCAGGAUGUUAACUCUUCUGAAACAUCAUCAUUGGCUAAGCCUAAGAGAAAAAGGAAGUAUGGCCAGAGAAAGAAUAAGCAAAUGAGUAAGGAAGACCAAAGUGAAGAAAGCUCUCAGCUUGCAAAGAAACAAAAAGUUGUUUGGACAACUGAUCUUCACAAUCUCUUUCUUCUUGCUAUAAAACAAAUUGGAAUGGACAGAGCUGUGCCAAAGAAAAUUCUGGAAAUCAUGAAUGCGCCGAACUUAACUAGAGAAAAUGUUGCUAGUCACUUGCAGAAGUAUCGAAUGUUCCUGAGAAAAGUAGCAGAGAAAGGGUUAGUUGAGGGCUUAUCUGACAGAACUCUAAGGUCAAGGUUUGCAUCUGGCCUUUCAGCGUCACUGAUCAGAGACAUCCAAACAAGAACUGCGAAAUUACGUGUUCCCGCGCAGCCAUAUCUGAAAAGAUUAGCACAUCAACCAGAAAAUGGAGGGAAGGCCAAUGCCGUUAAACCUUUCAACCAUGUUUCAAGAAAUGCUUAUGUUACUCCACAUGGAAGAAGUCAUCAUCAAUUUCCUAAUGCAUUCCACAAAGGCUUGAAUUUGAUGCUUCAAAACCAGCACGUUGAUUCUUGGAAUGUAUCACAAUCAAGGUAUGGAAGUAAUGUUGGAGCCAAUAGUACCCACCAAAAAAUUUUGGGAAGCUAUGCAAACCCAAUGCCCUAUCAAGCAAAAAUCUCAUGCAAUGCUGGUGCUGGAUUUCCAACAUGUGGAAUAAAUGGACGUGGCUUGAUGACUUCAACAAAUGGCCUAAUAGGAGGAUUGAAAUAUGGUGAGCCAAUGUACCAAAACUAUGUUAAUUCAAUGGGAAAUCACCAAAACUUUAGCUAUGGUCCAGGAAAUGGGAAAACCGCAUCUUUGAACAGUUCUAACAAUCAGCCUUGGAGCACUACGUCUAUUUAUAAUCCCAACACUAAUAUCCAACUGAAUGGUGGAUCAAAAAUGGUUGGAAAUGGGAUAAAAGGUGGGUUUAAAAGUACUGUUGGUGCAAUGGAUUCUAUUGCAAAUAACAACAACUUUAGCUUGAUCAAUGGGACUAGUCAAAAUGCAAAAAUGAAUGUCGCACCAUUGGGGCAUGGAAAUUUUGGUUUAUCUCAAGGAGGGUUUGGUAUUGCUUCUGCUUCGAAAGCUGAGGAUGGGUGGUCAAAUGAGUUUCCACAAACAAUGAUAACUAAUGGAACUAAAGCAGAAAAUAGUUCAGGGUUCCCACAGUUUCCUCAUCAACUAGAUGACAAUGUUGAAGAAAAUGAGAAUCUGUAUAAUAAUGCCACUUCAAUAUGGGAGAGUAAGUUUACCCACCUGGAAGAUGACCUUGCUGACAUUUUCACGGUGUUAGAUGAAAUGAAUCUUCUUAAUGAGACUGAUGAGAACCCAGAUGCAAGCGAAGUUUUAGAGUCUAUCCUUUCUGGCCCUCGUCACGAUGUGCAAUCCCUUGAGCAGUCUAUCGGAGCUGGUGAUGUGAUUGAUAACCCAAAUGAAGGCUCAUUAAAUCUACCAAACAAGUCCACGACAUGCUCUGACAAAAAUUCUAACCAGCUGGAAGGAUAUGACGGAUUUGGGGACAUGGAACCGUUUGACGAGUUCCUAGUAGAUGAUGUUUCCUCAGCAACUCACUCAGCUAUUGAUCAGGAUUGGGAUAUGGAACUCAUUGAAGCCUUGUUUGGUGAUGAGGCAAACUAG